AUGGCGCUCAAGACCGGGGCUAUUAUUCACACCGCAAACGCCGGCAGUGCAUCAUCGCCAUCAGAUUCAAAGAGUCAAACCUACCUCACCACUUUCAAAAACAAAACACCUAUAAAAAUGCACCUGCUCACCCGCACCCUCUGCCGACUGCCCCCCACCACAAUCCCGCUCCCUCCAACCAUAAUCUCACUCUCUAGAUCUUUCCAUAAUACCCCCAUCUCAAUGGACCGCAAAGUUCUCGUCUGCUCCAUCGGCAACCCAGGCGCCUACCUCCCCACGCGCCACUCCGCCGGCCACACCAUGACCACCCUCCUACGCGACACCCUCGGCCACACCCGCUUCUCAAAGAGCAAACCGCACAGCGGCGACCUCGCGACCCACGACGCCGACCCUACCUACACGCUCUGGCAGAGCAAGUCGCUGAUGAACAUCUCCGGCGCGGGCGUCAACCGCGCGUGGCGCACGUUCCUGUCGGGGCUCGACGCCGCGGAGCGCGACCGCGCGGUGCUGGUCGUCGUGCAUGACGAGAUGGAGGUGGCGCUGGGCGCCGUCAAGGUCAAGAGGACGGGGAGCGCGGGGGGCCAUAAUGGGCUUAUUAGUGUGAUUGCGGCGUUGGGGACGAAGGACUUUACGCGGAUCGGUGUUGGCAUUGGGCGCCCGGUGAGCCGCGAUAGCCAGGUGGUGAGCGACUAUGUGCUGGGCAGGUUCACGGCGGCGGAGAAUAAGGUUCUCAAGGACAAGUCACUACCGCUGGUGCUGCAGAAGCUGAAGGAGAUUGCUUCAGCGCCAUAG
This is a messenger RNA of Morchella sextelata, 792 nucleotides long. RefSeq lists its product as uncharacterized. The coding region runs from base 1 to 792 and encodes 263 amino acids. The record is from RefSeq and is a predicted model, not a curated record. Gene Ontology annotation, molecular function: peptidyl-tRNA hydrolase activity. The transcript has 4 exons. NCBI's taxonomy places the organism in Eukaryota, Fungi, Ascomycota, Pezizomycetes, Pezizales, Morchellaceae.